AACGCGCCGUUUCCAGACGGAAGACUUGUGCGGGAGUACCAGGUCAGAACAAACACAACAGCACGUAACCGGCAUAGAGAUGCACUUUUCACAGGUUUUAUAGCUGUUUAAGCGUAGUUGUGUUUGUGUUUUCAGCAUGUUUAUCCGGUGCUGUCCUUGUUUCUAACAGAAUAUCUUCGGAAUAACUUAUUUUAGCUCACACGCAGGAACUGACCUGUAUGCUAACUCUUAGCCUGUCGUUAGUUGCUGUGUAAACUGUCUCUGUGAAACACCGUCCGUAUUUCUAAUCUGCUUCGAAGGACGCACACUAGCUCAUAUAAAAUGUCGGUACAUUUAAUCUAGUCAGCACUCUGGCUGUGAAUAAUUUACAUGCAGUCCGGAUGAUAAAAGAAGUGCAGCAAAGGUGAAGCAUUAUGACUUCUGCAGAAGUCAUGAAGGAGUUUUUGAGGAAGAUACACAGCAUCUUUGUAAGGGUCGCCCUGUUCCCGAGCACGUUUGGCAGGUCUGGUCCGCGGCCGGCUGCCUCAGAGGUGUUGACCUGCCACCUGCUGCAGCGUAAACUCCCGCCGUGGACUUCAUACUGCGUCCGCUACAGCUCCGUCCACAAUGACCAGUUUGGACUGUCCAACUUUAACCGGAGAGUCCAGGAAUCCAACUAUCAAAUACUGAGAACAGGUUGCUUCCCCUUUAUAAAAUAUCACUGUACCAAAGCGCCUCCGCAGAACCUGGACUUCGAGAACAAGUUUUUUACUAUGUUGAAAGUUGUUAAUCUAGGCAUCCCUUGUUUGGCCUAUGGCAUUGGUUGCUGGAUGGUGGUAGGAGCUGCAGAAACAGUGCAAACAAGUGCUGGACCUGUCACAGUCUAUUUCGCCUACAAAGAAGAUGAAGGUGCACAGUACUAAACCGUGAAGAAAACUCUGUUUUUAAUGUAUUUUCAAGAAACUUGCCUGCCAAGCUGCUUUAUUCACAACAGAUCCCGAGGUGAUGAUCUGGUGGUCCUAUUGACAAAAGUGCCAUUUGUGUGCUUUUAGUGGUCCUCUUGUCCGACUGCACACUUGGUUCAUUUGUGUUUAAUUAUUUAAGAUUUAAAAGUUGCAGUAGAGGAGUCAGUUAUGCAUGUCAUUAUGCUGACAUACAAUCCUGACAUUGUUUGUUUCGGAAAGCUAACUUUUCAUUAAAAUUUAAUGCAAAGCUUAGGAUUUCUACAAGAAUAGACUAUUUAACAAUGCUUCUUUUCCUGGCUGUCUUCACAGCAGGGUUUGUGAGCAACACUGUAUAAUCCUGCACGUGUCAUUGAAGUAAAUACACUGUAAAAAUAUAUUUUUGCAGCAAAUAUUAAAGUAUAUGCAAGAGUGCA
This is a messenger RNA of Scatophagus argus, 1357 nucleotides long. RefSeq names its product chromosome 7 C15orf61 homolog (gene c7h15orf61). Bases 414 to 902 code for a protein of 162 amino acids. The transcript is spliced from 2 exons. Lineage: Eukaryota; Metazoa; Chordata; Actinopteri; Scatophagidae. The record is from RefSeq and is a predicted model, not a curated record.